Molecule: messenger RNA, 3398 nt
Organism: Trichosurus vulpecula (common brushtail)
Lineage: Eukaryota; Metazoa; Chordata; Mammalia; Diprotodontia; Phalangeridae
Gene: BCL6B
Product: BCL6B transcription repressor
Exons: 9
Coding region: 67-1491 (474 amino acids)
Biological process (GO): regulation of transcription by RNA polymerase II
Cellular component (GO): nucleus
Molecular function (GO): RNA polymerase II cis-regulatory region sequence-specific DNA binding; protein binding; DNA-binding transcription factor activity, RNA polymerase II-specific
Source: RefSeq, a predicted model, not a curated record
GAUACCCCGCCCCAUCCCAGCAAGAGAAGAAACCGAAGCCCCUGCCGGACAGGGGCCAUCUUCGCCAUGAACUCAGCCGCGGCCGCAGCGGGGAGUCUGGGCUACGUCCGAGAAUUCACACGCCAUGCACCAGACGUGCUCUGGAACCUGAAUGAAUUACGCCUGCGUGGGAUCCUUACCGAUGUCACGUUGCUAGUGGGAGGUCGGGCCCUCCGGGCUCACAAGGCGGUCUUGAUCGCCUGCAGCGGCUUCUUCUACUCGAUUUUCCGUGGCCGGGCAGGGGUGGGAGUGGACCUACUCUCCUUACCUGGGGGCCCUGAAGCUGGUGGCUUUGCCCCUCUUUUGGAUUUUAUGUACACUUCACGCCUACUCCUUUCACCGUCCACGGCCCCAGCGGUCCUGGCGGCAGCCACCUAUCUGCAGAUGGAUCACGUGGUAGAGGCCUGUCACCGAUUCAUCCAUGCAAGCUAUGAGCCCAUAGGCAUCUCCUUGCAACCACUUGAUUCAGAAUCACAGGCACCUCUCAUGCCAGCAGCCCCUCCAGAAGGUAGCCCCCGCCGCUUUGAGGGGCACCCGGACCCUCCAACAGAGUCCCGAAGCUGUUUCCAUGGUCCUCCCAGCCCAGACAGCCCACCUAGUCUUGACCCCACAGCUCGCAACUGGAAGAAAUACAAGUUCAUCAUUCUCAACUCCAGGACGGCCCAAGCAGGGACCCCAGCUGGGAAGGCUGACGCUGCUGCGGAACCAGCUGCUUCAGCAAAGCCUGCCAAUGGCGAGGAAGCCUCUAGCAGCAGCGGGGAGGAGGGUUUCUGUUCCGGAACUGGGAGCAGGCUCUCCCCGGCGCUUGAUCCCCCCUUGCUGCUCACGCACCCCAGCCAGAGAAACCUCGGAUCAUCUUCUGAAGCGUCCGGUCCUAGACCAGGGAAUAAUUUCUUCAGCUGCCAGGACUGUGAGGGAAGGAUUGGCUGUCCGGCAGAGGUGGGGUCGCGGGCACUGCCCCCCCUCAGUCCGGGAAACGAAGACAAACCCUACAAGUGUCAGCUCUGCCGAUGCGCUUUCCGCUACAAAGGCAACCUAGCCAGUCACCGCACAGUGCACACAGGAGAGAAGCCUUAUCACUGCGCCAUCUGCGGGGCGCGUUUUAACCGACCUGCCAAUCUCAAAACGCAUAGCCGCAUCCAUUCGGGAGAGAAGCCUUACAAAUGCGAAACUUGCGGCUCUCGCUUCGUGCAGGUGGCACACCUCCGUGCACAUGUGCUGAUUCACACUGGGGAGAAGCCCUAUCCUUGUUCCACCUGUGGAACUCGCUUUCGCCACCUGCAGACACUGAAGAGCCACGUGCGCAUCCAUACUGGGGAGAAACCGUAUCAUUGUGAGCCCUGCAACCUCCAUUUCCGCCACAAGAGUCAACUACGCCUGCAUCUUCGACAGAAACAUGGUGCUGCCACCAACACCAAAGUCCAUUACCAUGUUCUGAGGGCCCCUUGUUGAGGGCCAGGGUUGUGGCCCAGCUUCCUCUUAACCCUUUUCUGGUUCCAGAGCUGAUCUUAGUCCAGUUUUUCACCCUGGGGAGAGCAGGGGUAGCAGAUCUACUAGAUCUGUUUCCAUUUUGCUGGUCAAAAUCUCUUCCCUUUACAAUUUUUUGCCUAAUUCCCUAAGUCCUAGUCAGGUUGCCUGACAGGGAACAGAACUCAACCUUGAGCACCUAAUUUCAGUUCUUCUGUAAAUAUAAUUUAUUGGAGUUACUGGGUGGGGUUGAAGUUUUUCCUCAUAGGACACUAUUUCCUCAUUCCUUUCCUACCCCCAUUAGGGAAUUAUGUGGCUAGAACUGAUCCACAGUAAGGUGAGGUCACAGCUCUGCUGGCAGAGCCAAGUCUGGAACCCCCCUGUACCAAAGCUUGAAUAUUUCAUAUAAUUCCUAUUAUAGCCAUUAUACUUAAAGAAACUUUAAAAAAAAUCUAUUUUACAAGAGGUAGGAACCUCUAUUCUGGAGCAGUUUAGGAACCCUAUGGGGAUAACGAAGCCAAGCCAAACCAUUCUAGAAAGUAAUGGGUCUUGGAUCAAAGCUUCUCUCUGUUCUUGUAGAACAGUCUGACCCUUUGGGUAAUCUAGAUGUAGAGAAAAUAAGCCCUUCACUGUGGCUCUUCAAGAAGUUUUGGGGCUCUGUAUUACUCCAAAGUGGGGGCUGGUAACCUCCAGAAAUCUCAUUGGUCUAUACUUAGUCAUGUAGAAGAGGGGGACUGGAUCCUUCAUGGUGAUUUUGAAUAUAAAAUUAUACAUUUUCUAUUAUCACUGUACAGUUGGGUCUGGGACCUAACCUGACAUUUUAAAAAUUAGCUCUGGUUGUGCAAAAACUGGGAACCUUCACGUUGGCUCUAGAGAGGAAUCUAGAAUUUCUUGUUACCCAAGAGUUCAGCCUGCUUAUCUGCUGGGCUGCUGGAACUCCGACUGUGAUGUUUUCCAGUUCUCUAUAUUGUCUUCUAGAAUGACAAGGACUCAGGGAUGGCUGAGGUGACACCUUAGAGUCUGUUUGGGUCUAUGACCUCUUUCCUUUAGUGUUUUCUCUUCCAGAGAAGAGAAUGGCCAUUUAUUUUCCCUUGAUCCUGGAUAUAUUGCCUCAUUAGUCUCCUACUGCAACUAGAAAACUCUCCUUUUGCUCAAGAAGUCUUGGGUGCUGUGUAAUACCCUUGUUAUUGUUAUUGGGUUUUUCUUUUAAACUUAGAAACUGUUCUGGGAUAUCACUUUUUUAUUUUUGGUCAUGAACCACAAAAGGCAUCAGAGCCUGAGGCUAUAAAGAGAUGUGGGGAGAGGAGAGGGAUACUCUGGCCUUCAUGGAAUGCAAGAUUUUUCUUUGGACUGAGCAUUUAAGGGACUGGUUGUCAUUUCUGAGUUGAGGUUAAGUGCUUCCAAAAAGAUAGUCUGUCAAGGACAGCCUAUGGCAGAAAAGUACUUCUGUGUAUCUGGGCCCGAGAUUAGACAGAGACAUUUACUACUGAUGUUGGUUUCACAAGCUGGGGCCAAAUGAGGCCUGUAUUCUGGUCCGCUAGUUGAAAAAAGUGUUGGGAAUAAAAUCAGUUACUUUCAAGGUAGAGAAGGCCUAUUACAGUUACAUUUCUUACAAAAAAGCUAUGCCGUGGAUAUUCCCCUAUAGGUUAUUUGUGGUGGUGUGAGAGGGGUACACCCACUGUAGUUGGGCGACUGAAUGUGGUGGGGGGGUUGGGGCUUAAGUUCAGUGGCCCUUCUUCCCCUGUUCCCCCAAGGGAAGAUAGGAAGAGGAGAGAGAUGAGAAAGCUGAAGUGACAUUUAGAGGGAGAAUGAAGGAGUAGGGAAAGUGAAUGGGAGAUGGAUCAAUGAGUGGAGAUCUAAGCUGAGCCUUGGAAUAAAAAAACAUCCAUGUC